Molecule: messenger RNA, 1284 nt
Organism: Penicillium malachiteum
Lineage: Eukaryota; Fungi; Ascomycota; Eurotiomycetes; Eurotiales; Aspergillaceae
Product: aminotransferase class I/II-fold pyridoxal phosphate-dependent enzyme
Exons: 3
Coding region: 1-1284 (427 amino acids)
Biological process (GO): biosynthetic process
Molecular function (GO): pyridoxal phosphate binding; transferase activity
Source: RefSeq, a predicted model, not a curated record
AUGGGUUCAACACCACGUGCGGCUGGCUCCACAGCACCAGGAACACCAGGAACACCAAAGGGACUCAUCAAUACCUUGACUCAAGCAUUGGAGCGUCGAGAAACCAAGUCUGCACGUCGCAGACUGACAAUUCUCCCUCAAACUGCUAUUGAUUUCUCCUCGAAUGACUUCCUCUCACUAUCCACAUCGCCUGCUUAUCGGAAUCGGUACCUGGCGCAUGUGAAUAACACACCGGAGUUUUUCCCAUUCGCCAGUGGCGGGUCACGAUUGCUAGAUGGCAAUUCCGCGUAUGCAGAGGAAUUGGAGCGUUUCGUAGCAGAUUUCCAUGACGCCCCGACGGCGCUCUUAUUCAAUUCUGGGUUUGACGCGAAUGUAGGCGUGCUAUCAAGCAUUCCUCAGCCAGGAGAUCUGAUAUUAUAUGACGAACUCAUCCAUGCCAGUGUCCAUGAAGGAAUGCGGCUGUCUCGGGCCGGCAAGCGAGUUAUGUUCGACCAUAGCUGUCCCACGAGUCUGCGGGACGCUCUCGGGGAACAGAUCAAUAAUGAUCCGAAAAUCCAAAGUGGCGCACGGAAUGUAUUCAUUGUGAUUGAGUCAAUUUAUAGUAUGGAUGGGGAUAUCGCUCCAAUCAAAGAUUUUAUCAAAGUUGUGGAUGAGCUUCUCCCUCUUGAGAACGGUCAUUUCAUUGUCGAUGAGGCCCAUGCAACUGGUGUGUUUGGGCCACGCGGCGCCGGGGUGGUUCAAGACCUCGGGGUUCAGGAUCGCAUGUUUAUUCGCUUGGCUACGUUUGGAAAAGCGUUGGCCAGUCAUGGUGCAAUGGUACUUUGUGGACCAGAGACCAGAGACUACCUUAUCAACUAUGCGCGCAGUUUGAUAUAUACCACAGCACUUGGGUUUCCAUUUUUAGCGUCCAUUAAGACCGCUUAUGAGCUUUUAUCUUCUGGCGAAACCGAAUCAUUACAACGACGGGUUCAAUCGUUGAUCGGCCAUCUCCACACUCAACUCGCCUCUCUUCAGAUGCGCCAACACGUCAUGUUCGAAGUGGAUCACUUUCCCAACUCGCCUAUAUUCUCCCUCCGUACUUCUCAGCCUCGUGAGCUGGCAAGCUUCUGCCAGAAAGCGGGCCUUAUUGUCCGGGCCAUUAUGCCUCCCACUAUACCCGACGGUAAAGAACGGGUAAGAGUCUGCCUACAUGCUGGCAAUACUGAAGAAGAUAUUGAUACUCUGGUACGGACAAUUCAAUCUUGGCUAGAUCUCGUCCCAGCUAAAAGGGACGCCAACUUGUGA